This is a messenger RNA of Solenopsis invicta (red fire ant), 1600 nucleotides long. RefSeq lists its product as uncharacterized. The transcript has 2 exons. Bases 155 to 1066 code for a protein of 303 amino acids. NCBI's taxonomy places the organism in Eukaryota, Metazoa, Arthropoda, Insecta, Hymenoptera, Formicidae. The record is from RefSeq and is a predicted model, not a curated record.
UGGUAUAAGUUAUUCCAAGAGAAAAUGUUAACGAUGAACCUCGCUCUGGACGCCCCAGCACGUCAAAAACCGACGAAAAUGUUCAGGAAGUGAAAGAAAUUGUAUUGAAAAAUCGUCGAAUCACGAUUAGAGAAAUAGCUGGGGUGCGUUCCGUAUGUCGGGAUGUUCGUUCGGACGAGGUGUGAUGUCACACACUGAGGUUGUCCAAGGUUGUCCCGUGAAACAGAACGAUUUUUGGACGCACUUGGACGUUUUAUAUAAUACAAAAAACAUGGAAUACACACUAAUAACUGAGCCUAACGGAAAUAUUAUAACAGAUUCAUCAGGAAAUAUCUUAAUUAAUCAAAAACCUGAGAAUAUAUUAAUGUAUAUUAAUUCUUCCCAAGCUGCUUCAUUAUUUCCAAAUAAAGGAAUUCAAACUCAAGGUGCUCAAACCGAGGUCUUGCAAUCUGACUUUACAGAUAGUGAACAAGAAAAUUUGAUUCCAAGCAGAACUUCUUGGAAUCGAAAUGAAAUUAUUGAGCUAAUAGACUUAUAUAAGUCUCAUGAGCGCUUAUUUAAAAGCACGACAAUAAAAAAGGAUAAAGUGUGGGAUAUGAUAGCUAAAAAGUUACCUACGCAUACAACUGAACAAAUAAAAAACAAAUUUAAAUAUCUGAAGCAAAAGUAUCUGGAAAAGAAAGACAAUAUGGGUCAAAAGAGCAGUGGAGCAGGUGCAAUUAAAUUUGAAUACUUCUUCGAAAUGGAUGAAAUAUUUGGACAGGAUCCUGACGUGCAGCCAGUAUCAGUUGCAUCUUCUUCACGAGGAAUUCAAUAUGCUUCCACGUCAUUGGUUGAAACUAAAGAAAAUUCAUCCAGCAACGAUGAAGAAAUUACGAAGAAAAAUGACAAGUUAAAAAUAAGAAAAAAAAGUAAAUUAGAAAAGCAACUAAGUACAUACGAACAAAAUUUUAAAGAACGAGAAGCUCAGAAAGAAAAACGUCAUAGUGAGUUAAUGACUCGACAAGAUGCAGCUCUAAAAAUUUUAGAAAAUAUUGCAAAUUCAUUAAUAAAUAUUAAAAAGUAAUUAUUUUGAUAAGGGUAUGUACUACAAACUUAGAGUUGGAAUUUUUAAUUCUUUUUGAAUCUGUGUGUCGACUGGCUAUAAAACUAUUUGGAAUUAAUUCCGAUCGGAAUUAUUCAAUUAUUUCCUAAAUUUCUAUUCUUUUCUAGAAAAAACGGAAUAAUCCCAAUCGAAAUCCAUUCUGAAUUCCAUAAUAUGUGCCAAGCUUAAUAUUUUAUUUUAUUAUUUUUAAAGACUGCUAAUGAUAUUUUAUUUUAAGCAAAAUUUAAGCAUAUGAAUAAUUUAAUAUAAAAAGAGUAAAAUAUUUUUAAUAAUUCUUAAUCAGCUUGUAGUAAAGAACUAUAAAUUCAAGAUAUUUUGUAGUACAAUAUAUUGCAAUUUAUGUGAUACUACUUUUAGAAUGAAACUGAUGUAAUACUACAUGUAAAAUGAAAUUUAUGUGAUACUACUUUUAAGGAAAACUCUAUUAAUUAGCUAUUACAUGUUUUGUAAAUUCCCAAAGAUUUUUUUUACAAUAAAUAAGAUUUUCAAAUAAAA